AUGCCCCACGGCUUCGCCCGCGUAUUAAUGAAACAGGACACGGUCACCAGCAUAUCACCAUCAGCAGGAGGCUCAGAAGGAGGCGCCAUACUAACCAUAAGCGGCCAGUACUUUGAUCAGAUGGACGCCCCCGCCAGAGUGUUAGUUGGAGGUCAGAAUUGUCCCAUCCUCAGUGUCUCUGACAGUCAGAUCACCUGCCGAAGUCCCGCUCAGCCGAAUGACAACAGGACCGUCUUUGCAGGUGGAAGGGGCCUGAAAUUAGAAGUCUGGAAUAAAACCACUCCACAAAAUCUGGAAGACAUCAUGGCGUACAAUGAGAGCACACCCGGCUAUUACACCACGUGGCUGGAUUCGAGCACUUACAGCUUUCCUUACAACUCGGACAAUUUUGUUUCCCGCCUUAGUGGCUUCUACGUCCCAGCGGUCACAGAUGAUUACAGGUUCUACCUGAACGGUGGUAAUCUUGUGACCCUUUAUCUCAGCCAAACUGGGCUUCCCAAAGAUAAGGACAGUGGGUCUGCAUGUCUCAAUAGUCACUAA
Erpetoichthys calabaricus (reedfish) is the source of this 540-nucleotide messenger RNA. RefSeq names its product fibrocystin-L-like. The coding region runs from base 1 to 540 and encodes 179 amino acids. The transcript has 5 exons. The record is from RefSeq and is a predicted model, not a curated record. Lineage: Eukaryota; Metazoa; Chordata; Cladistia; Polypteriformes; Polypteridae.